AUGCCCCGAAACGGUAUCCUCCGCCAGGCCAACAACCUGAAGCUGACAACUACGUGCAACCAGCCAGCAGCACAUGUUCUGGCAGCGGCUACAGGAGGUGACGCCAGCGCAGGUGACGUACCAGUGCUGCAAGGAGUGGUUGUGGACAGCGUCGAGGCUCGAGCGAACGAAGAAAUUGAGCUGGACGUUCUCAGCCGGGGAUCAACCACCACGGAAGACACCAGCACUACCGAGAAGAGUGCCUAUGAGCGAGAGAACAGGGAGGUGAACUUGGUUCACCAGGAUGGAGGCAUGGAAGACGAUACUACCAGCACCACUAGCAGCACCAGUAGUGCUGAGAGGAGCAGCAGGGUGAGUGACGCCACCACAUCCACGUCAUCCUCGCACACUGACGAAGCGGAAAGGGCGAUGGCCCACCUGUCAUGCCGACUGUGCUCCGAGGACGGAAGUGCGCCGGAGGAACCACUCUACCGGUGCCCGUGCCGCUGCACCGACACGUUCGUACACCGGUCUUGCCUGGAGCAGCUUUUGUACCAAGGGCCUGAGGGCGGCGUGUGCCCAGUGUGCGACACUCGUUACCCAGUGCGGCACCAGACCAAGUCGCUCUGGCUAUGGUUCUGGGAUCAGGGGUCGCGUGAGGAUGCCAACGUGUUUUUGGCCUACCUCGUGUUCAAUCUGGGUAACAUCGGUGUGCUCACCAUGGCUUGGAUGUACGUCCUGUUCGAGUUCAGCACCAAAUCAUGGCUUCCGACAGCCUCACUAGGCUCAGUCCUCUUCGUUCUCUCUGUCUUCUGGAUUGGGUUUGGCUGCCUGCGCCUCAGUGUCCGCUUCAUGACCCUUGUGCAAUGGAGGCGAGACAAUACGACCCUGAAAGUGUUGUUCACGGACAAAGUCACUUAG
Messenger RNA from Rhipicephalus microplus (southern cattle tick), 900 nucleotides. RefSeq names its product E3 ubiquitin-protein ligase MARCHF1-like. Lineage: Eukaryota; Metazoa; Arthropoda; Arachnida; Ixodida; Ixodidae. The record is from RefSeq and is a predicted model, not a curated record.